This is a messenger RNA of Phragmites australis (common reed), 2942 nucleotides long. RefSeq lists its product as uncharacterized. The transcript is spliced from 7 exons. The record is from RefSeq and is a predicted model, not a curated record. The coding region runs from base 311 to 2599 and encodes 762 amino acids. Lineage: Eukaryota; Viridiplantae; Streptophyta; Magnoliopsida; Poales; Poaceae.
AAUCCCAUAAAUCAAUCGCCGCUUCGUCUUCCUCUCUCUCUCCCCUUCCCUCCGCGAGUUGCGUGCGUCUCGUCCUCCCCUUCUCCCGCUCCCCAUCCAAUCCAAUCCCUUCCCCUCGCCGCUCAUCCAGUUGCCAAUUGCUACCGAAUGCCUUCUAAUCGCGCCCCCAAUCCCGCCCUAAUCCCCACCACAUCCCCUCCCUCCGCCACCAUUUCCCAAUCGAUCUCUGACUGCACGUAGUUUUUUUUUUUUUUUGGGCCUUGCUAGGGUUAGGGCUAGCGAUUUGUUAGCAUUUGAGGGUGCUGGAGCCAUGGACGAGUACCACCACCGCAUGGGCUCCGCCGCCGAUUUCCGCCGCGACCUCGAGUACCUCGUCUGCGACCACCUCGGCGGCUGCUUCUCCCCGCCCUCCUCCUCCUCCUCAUGCUCCGCCGCGGGGGGAGGUGGGGGACCGGGACAUGAGUCGGACGAGGCGGCGGAAUCGUCGGCGGCGCGGAGGCGGAGGCGAGAGUCGCGCCUGCUCAGCCGCUGGGUCGCGCGCCAGGCCGAGGAGGUGCUCUCCUCCAUGGAGCGCGAGGUCGAGCGCCGGAACCGCGAGGCCGAGCUCCUCGCGCUCGCGCGCCUCCACCCCGUCUCCACCCUCGAUCCCUCCUCCUUCCUCCUCUCCUCGCCAACCACCCCGCCGCCUCGACCGCAGGCGCCCUCGCCCACCGCGCCGCCCUCCCUCCUGCAGAUGUGGCGCGAGCUCGAGCACCGCCGCACCGACGCCGACCAGCCCUUCGACCGCGAGCCCUCCCCGGAUACCGCCGACCGCGAGCACGUGCGGCAGAUCGCGCGCCGCCUCACGGACCCCACCGAUGGUGCAACCGCAGCCGCCGCCGCGGCCACUGGGGAGUGGCUCGGCGAGACGGAGAGGCAGAGGGUCAGGCUCGUAAGAGAGUGGGUGCAGAUGGCCAGCCAGCCACGCGACUCCCGUGCAGGCUUGCGCAGGGAUGAGCCUAGCAGCGGCGAGAGGGAGAUGCGAGGGGAGCCUCCUCGGCUCCGCGGCCGACAGGCGCGAUUGGAUGUCAUCACCUGGAUGGCUAGGGAGCGCCAGCGCGAACUGCAGGGGUUAUCAGGGUACCGCAUUGUGUCAGAGUUCCCCCGCCGCAGCCGCAACCGCAUCCAGGGAUUGCUUAGGGGGAGGUUCUUGAGGAAUGUGGAGCUUCCGGUUGAGGAGGAGCGACCACCAUCUGAGGCAGCAAGGGAGCUCGGGCAGUUGAGACAGAGCCAUCGCAUGCCUGCCUUGAGAUCAGAGAGUGUUGUUAGUAGUCAAGAUGUUAGCCAACCUGAUGCUUCUGUGGCUGAAAGUGUUAGAUUACUAGGUACUGAUGAAUCUCAACGAGGGGCUGAGGUCAGUGAUUUGACUGGUAGUGAGCAUACAGCCCAAAGGCCCCAAACUUUGCUUGAGAAUGUGGGUUUACUGGAGGCUGAUGCAGACCUUGCUGAGGCACACUCACCAAGUAGAACAUUGGAUGGCAUGGUUGAGAUGCAAGGGUCUCUAACUCAAGGUGAUAAUAGGCAGCAAGUUGAGACAGAACACGACACAGGAUUCUGGCAGCCAUCUUUGGAUGGCAGGCUUGAUAGGUGGCCCAGUGAGAUUGAAGAGGCUGCUGACAGAAAUUGGGAAGAUAAUGCAGAGUUACACAGUGAAACUCUGGACGACGAUGACAGGGAACAUGAUCUCCAAGAAGAACAUGUUGACUGGCACGAUGACGAGUCUCAUGGAACUGCGGAGAACUGGCAAGAUGAUUACCAAGAUUCUGCGCUUGAUACAAGCCCCAUUCCUAGGAUCGAAAAUAGGUUUAUCCCACCGGAUGAUGACAACGUGUACAGCAUGGAACUAAGAGAAUUACUUAGCAGGCGUAGUGUGUCCAAUCUUCUUAGCAAUGGUUUUGGUGAAAGUUUGGAACGACUGAUAAGGUCAUAUGUUCAACGGCGUGGUCGCAGUCCCCUCAACUGGAAUCUUGAUACAGCCAUGCCCCCUGCCAAUUCACCAAAUGAAAAUCAGGAACAAGAAAGGAACGCUGAAACUCGGCAAUUCCAGACUCCUCUCAACAGACCUGCUCUUAUUAUCCCUCCGCCGCCUUUGCCACCACGACAGCCACUGUGGCACAGAGAAUUGCGUCAUAACAACUGGAGCAGCAGACACAGGGUACAUCAUGCAGACCUCGAAUGGGAUGCUAUUAAUGAUUUGAGAGCUGACAUGGGUAGACUUCAACAAGGGAUGAGCAGCAUGCAGAGGAUGCUGGAGGCGUGCAUGGACAUGCAGCUGGAAUUGCAACGUUCCGUGAGACAAGAAGUGUCAGCGGCCUUGAAUCGAUUUGCAGGACCUGAAGGAUUCUCGAUGGAUUUAUCUGACGAUGGAUCAAAAUGGAAUCAAGUGAGGAAGGGAACCUGCUGCGUAUGCUGCGAUACACAAAUUGAUUCUGUACUGUACAGAUGUGGGCACAUGUGCACUUGCUCAAAGUGCGCAAAUGAGCUAGUGCGCAGUGGUGGCAAGUGCCCGCUUUGCCGGGCUCCGAUCGUGGAGGUGAUCCGUGCAUAUUCAGUAAUGUAAAGUGGUGGAUAUACAGCGGGAAAGGGAAUAAGUUAACGGCAAGUGAAGUUUUGCUGCUAGAAGUUUAGACAAGUAAAAAAAAAAAGAGGUCUCCUUUCCUUCCGUCUCUGCUCUCCUUGUGAAUCUACAUGUGUUACUUGCAUAUUUGUUGCCUUGCUGCUUGCAGCAAAGGGCAUGCCAUUGGUUGUUGAAAGGGUUUGCGUUGGGUAGCAGGAAAAGAAAGCGAGAGAUAUCCAAUGUAAGUUCUUCCUCACUGUAUUUAUAAUCUGAUCCACGACAGAACAGGCACCUGCAAUGAUAUAGGUUCAUUGAUAAUCUGAUCCUUUUUCCCGUGGGGAUUGAA